Messenger RNA from Didymodactylos carnosus, 5655 nucleotides. NCBI's taxonomy places the organism in Eukaryota, Metazoa, Rotifera, Eurotatoria, Philodinida, Philodinidae. The record is from the annotation of a GenBank genome assembly.
AUGGGUGAAGAUGAAAUUGAUACUGAUGCAAGAUCGGAAAAAUCAAAUUCGAAUAUUGAAAGUACAAAAACGACACCGUCAAAAUGUGGUGGUGGUUCAAGCAGACGUAAACAGCUUGCACCACGUUUUCGUUUAAUUCGUCAAUGCAAUGAAUGUGAUUUUUCUACAUCGAAUAUAAAUGAAUUUAAAAAUCAUAUGAAUAUUGAACAUUCCAUAGAAAAAUUAUUUCCUUGUGAUUCAUGUCGUUAUUAUUGUUUUUCUCUUUAUGAUUUUCAUUCACAUACAAAAUCUCAUGAAAUCAAAUCUGUACAAUCAUCAAAUUCAUCUUUUAUGAUUCAAUCAUCUCCGUCAGCUACAAUAAAAACGAUGACAAAUUUUUCUAAAAAAAUUUUAAAUUCUGAAGAAGAAAUUAUUGAUCAUGAACAACCAACAAAUUAUAUUGUGAAUUCAUCAUUCUAUAAUCAUCAACACAAUAAUAAUCAUAUUGAACAUGAAACGUCAACAUACGAUAAUGAAGGAUGUUAUGAUGAUGAAAGCUCAGAAGAUGAACAAGGAGAAGAUGGACAGAAUCGUUCUUCAUCGUGUAAAAAACUUAAUCUUUCUGUAACAUCGUCUCAUUCGCAAAGCGGUGAAAAUUAUUUAUCUUCUGCUUCGACAACAACUCCAGCAACAGGAACAUUUGGUAUUCGUGAACAAUUUUCAAAUACUCCAGAUAAUGACGAACGCUUACUUCCAACACGUACUAGUACAACAAGUGGUAAUGAUAGAAAACGACCAUACAACGUUUCAGUAGAUCCAGCUAGAUAUCGUCGUGUACCUGAUCCAGAUGAUGCUAGUUCAGUAAAAUUUGCCUGUUCGCUAUGUGGAAAUUUGUAUAAGUGGCGUAAAAGUCUUAAUAAACAUUGGAAAGAAAAGCACAAUAGUGAAUCACCACCACCGUUAGACGCUCCUGUUCAUAUUCGACCAACCAAAACUGCAUCAUCAGCAAUCACAACACCAACAUCUUCGACUUCUUCCUCAUCGUAUAACAAAUCACUUCAAGGUCGAAUUCGUCCACCACUCGAUAUCAAUUUUUCGCCAACUUCCGAACAACUAGCAACAUUAAAUAACAUGUUACCACAAACAUCAAAGUCAAUAAGUCUACUAGGUGCAUCGCAAUUAUCACCAAAUCAACCUCCGGUACCUCAUCAUCAUCAUCCAGCAUUUCCAUUUCAUCCAAUGGCUUCAUAUCAAUGGCUUAAUCCAGCAUGGAAGCCGAUAUUAGCUGCUGCCCAUCAGAAUCGUUUUCCUUCACAAUCUUUAGUGCAAAUACCAUUAUCAUCCGAUUUAAACCACUUUCAUCAAAGAAAUAUAUCGUCGAUUCAACAAAAACAAAAUCCUUAUAUGUCACCUUCAAAUAAAGUAUUAUUACCUCCACCGGAAUUAAGUUCAUUUUCUGAUACUACCAUAGUGCGAAAACACAAUGAGAAAAAACAAGAGUAUGAAAAUGAUAAUAAAUCCAAUAAAAAUCAUAAAGAUGAUGACCAAUCGCAAAAAAGUGAAAUAGAUGUGUCACAAACACCUUUGGAUUUAACAGUUAAAACAGGCAAACAUGAUCCUGUCGAUAAGAAACCAAUCAUAGCAAAUAUCUCAAGACGACAGUCAUCAAACGAAAUAGAAAAAGAAAUAAAACAAGAGAAACACCGAAAAAAGUCUAAAAAGCAUCAUUCACGAGCUAUGGACAACAUUAAAAUUGAUGAUAAUGAAUGUGAUAGCUCAUUUGAACAGCCUAAACGUCAUUCAUAUUCACCGGUCGAACAUCACCAAUCAACUUCUCGAUCACCAUCAAUUGAACGACUACCAGAGGAACAACACGACGAUCAUCAGCAACAUACAUCCUUGUCAGAUAUUGACGUCAGCGAUCAUAGUCGUGAAAGCUUUUACGAUCAUCCAUCUCGUUCACAUGUAAAAACAAUGUCAUCAAACCGUUCGAAUAGAACUGCUGUCAGUACUACUGAUAUAUCAUCCCAACAACAACAACAACGUCAUUAUAAGCGCCACUACCUCUCACAACAUGAUUGUAGUCAAAGUCCACAACCGAUUGACAGUCAACAAUCAUCCUCUCUCUUAAGCAGUGCCAAUAAUAGUCAAAUAGAUCCAACAAGUCCGUCACAAUCAUUAACACAUAUACCAAGUAUAACAAAUCCAUAUGGACAAAAAAUAUUUAUUUGUUCUGUAUGUGAUCAACGUUUUUUAGCUGUUGAAACAAUAAAUGAACAUUUUACACAGAAUCAUUUACCUGAAUUAGAACGAGAAAUAUCGGGUAAAUCACCACCACGCAACACUAAUGUUGCACAACAAAAUGAGGAAUGGAAUUUAAGUGAUCCGACAAAUCCAUUAAAAUGUAUUCAAUGUGACUUUGUUGGACGUUGGCCAACAGAACUACAAAAACAUGCUGCAUCUCAUUCAAGUUCUCGUCCAUUUAAAUGUCUAAUAUGUUCAUUAACAUACAAAUGGCGUUGGGAUUUAGCCAAACAUUUUGAUCGUGCUCACCCGAAAUUGGUAAAUCCAUACAAAAAACGUGAUCGUGAUCAAGCUCGAUCAUUAAUGGAACAAACAAAAAAAGGUGACGAUAGAAAUCGACGAUCGACUGGUACUUCUUCAUCGCCAUCAUCAACCACAUCAUCAAAAAAAUCAAUUUCAUCUCGAAAAAUGAUACCUGCACCAAUAACUAAACAGCGAAGAUCAACUACUUCACAAUUAAAUGAUAAUGAAUAUUUAAAUACAGAUUCAGUUGAUAAACCUGAAAUCAGUAUUGCUGAUUCGGAUAAUGAAGAGGAAGAAGAGGAUGAGAGAAUGAAAUUAGAUGAAGUUGAUGUAGAAAAAGAAAAUGACGACGAUGAACGUUCUCUAUCGCCACCACCCUCCAAAAAAAUAAAAGACGAAUCGCAUUCUCACAAUCACAUCCCUCGCACAACAUCGACUCCAGUAACAAUCGAUCAAUCAAUUUCAUCUCCAUCUUUACAUUCAUCGUUUCCUUAUAUGCCGAUGACAUCAGCUUCUCAUCCUGUUUAUUUUCCACCACCAUUUUACACCGGUUUUCCACAUCCGAUGUUCUCAUCGAUGCCAUUUAUGAAUCCAUCAUUACUUUUACAAUCACGUGAAUUGCAAAAAUUACACAGUAUGUCGAAUUUAGCACCAUCAUCAUUAACAUCCAAUACUCUUCCAACGUCAAAUGAAAGUUUAUCCAUACCGCAUUCAUCCGUAUCUCCACCCAACUUAUCCAAAAGUCGUUCCUCAAUUUCCAAUAGUAGUCCGUUCCAUCCGCAACAAAAUCAACGUCAACAAUCACCUUCAUCCAGUUCUUCGUCGACACCAUCGUCCAACGCAACAACACCGCAUCCUGAGAAUAAUUCAAAUUCCCAUGUACUAGCACAACAACAACAUGCAAAUAAUCAAUUUAUAUUUAAUCAAGCUAAUCAUCACCGUUUAGCUAUAGCUGCAAUGCAAGCAGCUGCAGCAGCAGCCGCACAUCAACAACAACAACAGCAACAACAACAAACAAAUAGUAAUAACGGUCACAUGUCAGCAACCAGUGGAAAUUUAUCACAAUUUCGACAACGAAAAAUUGAAAAAGAAGAAAGAAAUUUUCAAUGCAGAUGGUGUGAUUAUAGAGGACGUUGGAGAAGUGAAUUGAUUCAACACAUGCGAUGUCAUCACGCUCAACUCAAACCAUAUCACUGUUCCGCCUGUCCUUAUGCAUCAAAUUGGAAAUGGGACGUUCAAAAACAUGUCAAGAAACAACAUCCACAAGACCAAGCAAAAAUCAUUGAAAUUCCUGAUAAAUUUUUAUUUCGAACAACAGGGACAAAUUUAAAACAAAACUCAAAUCAUAAAAAUGUGACAGACGAGACAGAUCAACAACAACCACAGAAUGACGAUGCUGACUACAGUUAUUUUGGCUUAGAUGUACAACAAAAAUUAACAACAAUGAAAUGUACCGCUGAUCGACAAUUAAGUUGUCAACAAUGUCCAUUUGCAGCCAAUAGCAUGGCUGAACUGCGUCGACAUUUAAUUGUUCACUCCUCCGAACAACCAUAUCAUUGUUUUAAUUGUGAUUACAGAUCUAAAUGGAAAUGUGAUGUUAAAAAGCACAUGAGAGUGUGUGGACAUCACGGACCGGUAUUAGUUGGUAGAAAAGCUAUGCAAAAAGUAAUGGAAAGUUUAGGACUUGUUAUUGGAAAUACCGAUAAACAACAUCAAGCUGCAGCUGCCGCGGCUGCAGCUGUUAUGAUGCGGUUAGAAAUGAAUAAACAGCGUCAACAUCCUGAUUUAAUGGAACAAGAAGAAAAUAUAGAAUAUGCAGCAAGUGAAGAUGAGGAAGACGAUGAUUUAAUCAUGGACGAUCGAACAAAACGAGAAUGGGGCGAAAUUGAUAGCAAUGUUGCUUCACCACCAUCUGUCACUAAUACCAACACUCUAACAAUAAGUGAAGAAAAAGAAGAAUUAACGACAACACCACCCGUUAUUCUAAAUAACCAACGAAAAAAUCACAUGAAAUUAUCAUCUAAUUCACAAACAAUUUCGAAUAGUAAUUUACGUUGUCGACAAUGUGAAUAUGAAGCAGAUGAUCUUAGCGACUUAUUAGUACAUCGAAAAGCACAUGCAUCAAUGAAAAAUGGAACGAAAUCGAACACCACAAUUAACAUAGCUGAUAUUCUACCAUAUCAUCAUAAUACAAAUAAUAAUAAUACUUCAUCAAUACUGUCAAACAAUACUAUUCCCAUUAACAAUGAUGUUUCAAAUGAACAAAGUGAUAUAGAUGAGGAAAAUUCUAAUUUAUCCGAUGACAGUGUGAAUGAUGACAAUCAAUUAACUGAACAGACUACUGAUUAUCUUUCUCAAUCAUCUCAAUUUAAACCUAAUUAUCAAAUGUAUGCUGAAGCAUUAUUAUGGCUUGAAAAUAAUCCAGCAAUAAAAGAUAUGACUAAAAUUAAUCACAAUAAAUAUUCUAUUGAAUAUAAAUGUAAAAAAUGUAAUUUUCUUAUUAUGAAUGAUCGUGAUUUAUUUUUAAAACAUCUUGAUAGUCAUGAAGUACAGGGUGCAUUUGUUUAUGAUCUAUGCGAUUUUUCUAAUUCGGAUAUAAACAAAUUUAAUGAGUUAUUUGUCAAAUAUUUAUAUGAUCGAGAAAUUAUGAAUUUUAAAUAUUCUAUCUAUGUAAUUAUAUUGGUAAUUACAUGUAAUGAAUUUACUGACAAAUUAGCAUCAGCUUAUUCACUGACACACGCCGAAGUUCAGCUAUUAUUAACAGAUUCCUUAAAAUCAAAAGACUGUUUACGUAUCGUGGAAAAUAGUGCCUCAAAUGGACGACCAAUUCGUGCUCGACGUGGCGAAACAAUAUUAAAGGUUCUUCAACCUCAAGUGACAACCGUAGUAGAUAAACCAAAUGAAUGGAAAUUAGUCCAAUCGAAAUCACUCAUACGAAAUAUCGAUCAAUUAUUAGAAUGCAUAAUAGUAACAAAAUUAAAUCCGUAUGAAGUUGAACAAUUGGACCGUAAAGUGGGUCAGAAAUAUAUCGGCACUGGUGGGUACGGGUCCCAAUCAGCAUUGGUUCGGCACUUGUUUGGCACGGGUGCACACCGGUGCCAGCUAGUACCAGUGAUCGAUGGCAUGUGA